This is a messenger RNA of Pyricularia pennisetigena, 1602 nucleotides long. RefSeq lists its product as uncharacterized. The record is from RefSeq and is a predicted model, not a curated record. Gene Ontology annotation, molecular function: oxidoreductase activity, acting on paired donors, with incorporation or reduction of molecular oxygen; iron ion binding; monooxygenase activity. Bases 1 to 1602 code for a protein of 533 amino acids. NCBI's taxonomy places the organism in Eukaryota, Fungi, Ascomycota, Sordariomycetes, Magnaporthales, Pyriculariaceae. The transcript is spliced from 3 exons.
AUGUUUUCGAGCAUCCAAAGGAACAUAAUCGAGCCAUACCUGGUCCUGCGACAGAGCUUGGCGCCUCUGAAGCUGUCUAGAUGGCAACUAACGAAAAUCAUGUCCCGCACUGCGUUUGACGGGCUGCCGUCUGGGACUUUUGUUGUCCUGGGGGUAUUGGUGCUUUUCGUUGCGGUAACCCGCUUCCAAUCCAUGAAAGACACACGCGCAAAAGAGAUCCCAGGGCUUCCUAUCGUGAAGCGAAACCACACGCACUUCCUCGACAUCGUCAGAGAGGGGCGAGAGCUGUACCACGGCCAACCAUUCAUGGCUGUCAACAAGCGGCACAGCCUCGUGGUGUUUCCGCCCUCGUGUUUCGACGAGAUCAAGCGGCUUCCGGCACACACCGCGUCCGCAAAGGCAUUCGUCAACACUGCCAACUACGGCCAGUGGAGCCACGUCGGGGAGGAGUCGCCGGAGCUGGCCAAGUCGCUAAUCGCGGAUCUGACACGCUCGCUCCCGGCAAGGGUGCGUGUUCGACAAGAGGAAUGUCGGGACGUGUUUGACGAGGUCAUCGGGCGCCGACGCGACUGGAGGGAGUUCCCACUGCUGACGACCACGUUGGAAAUCAUCACUCAGAUGAACGCGUGCUCCUUCGUCGGCAGGAGAUUGGCUACCGACAGGAGCUGGGUCAAGUCCGUCAUGAUGUUGCCCAUCUUCAUCCACGUCGCUGUGAUGCUGCUAGACGCCUGCCCCCUCGUCCUGCGGCCGUUUAUCGCGCCUAUUUACUUUUUGCCCAGCAUCAAAAACCAAUGGGAUUUGAAGCGGAUGCUCACCCCAGUUCUCAAGCGCGAUCUCGACGAGUACCACGGGGCGACGGACAAAAAGGAAUUCCUGCGGCCGCGAGCAGAAGGAAAGGUUCCCCUGACUGGCUUCCUUCUUUCCCACUACAAAUCAGCCCAAGCAUCCUUGAAGCAGCUGGUGUCAGACUACAUCAACCUGAUUUUUUAUUCAACCCCAAACACCGCAGCGGUGAUGUUCCACGCCCUCUGCGACUUGGCCGCUCAUCCCGAAGCUGUCGACGUUCUGCGCCGGGAACUCGACGAGGUGCUAGUUGACGGGAAACUGCCCGCCACUCAUCUGCAGGAACUGAGGAAAAUGGACAGUUUCCUGCGAGAAUCCUUCCGGAUGCACCCUUUCGGCAUCUUCACGCUUCAACGGCGCAUCGAGAAGCCCGUCCAGAUCUCGGUUGGGCCUACCCUGCCCCCGGGGACGCUGAUAGCCGUCGACGGGCAGGGGAUCGACCAGUCCCCCGCGCUGUGGACGAACCCGAGCGGGUUCGACAUGUACCGGUUCUACAACCUGCGGCAGAAGCCAGGCAACGAGAACCAGUUCCACUUCUUGACCACGGGCCCGGACUCGCCGGGCUGGGGCGACGGGACCCAGGCGUGUCCGGGCCGGUUCUUUGCCACCAACACGCUCAAGAUCGCCCUGGCGCACUUUCUUCGCAACUACGACAUCGAGAUGAAGCCAGAGUGCCUGCCGUUGAAAACUAGGCCCAUGGCGGACGGGCUUUGGUCUCCCGAUGAAAAGGCGAUUGCGCGCAUCAGGGCGCGGACUUGA